Messenger RNA from Temnothorax curvispinosus, 1190 nucleotides. Its product is annotated as fatty acid synthase-like. NCBI's taxonomy places the organism in Eukaryota, Metazoa, Arthropoda, Insecta, Hymenoptera, Formicidae. The transcript is spliced from 4 exons. Gene Ontology annotation, biological process: fatty acid biosynthetic process. The record is from RefSeq and is a predicted model, not a curated record. The annotation marks the transcript as partial. Gene Ontology annotation, molecular function: fatty acid synthase activity; 3-oxoacyl-[acyl-carrier-protein] synthase activity.
UUUGCUGGAUUACCUAUGAUUGCAUGCGACAUUUCUCUCAUGGCCAAUCAAAUUUCUUACUGGCUUGGCGUUAUUGGACAAUCGCAUAAUAUUGAUACUGCAUGUAGUUCAAGUAACAAUGCUAUAGUGAAAGCUUACAAGCUGAUUCAGUCCGGAGAGUGCGACGCGGCCAUUAUCGCUUCCGCUCAUCUAUGCCUCCAUCCUCUUGUACAAUUUCACUUUUACCAUCUAGGGGUUUUAUCUUCUGAUGGUUACUGUAAACCCUUUGACGAGGAAGGUUCCGGAUAUAUGCGUAGUGAUACGGUCGCGGUAGUAUAUCUGCAAAAGGCAAGAAAUGCAAAAAGAAUAUAUGCAACCCUCGUAUAUGGUAAAAUAAAUUGCGAUGGUUUUAAAGUAGAAGGUGUUACCUUUCCAUCGGUCGAAAAGCAAAAAAUAUUGUUGAGUGAAUUUUAUAAGGAAUGUGAAAUCUCGCCCAAUGAGUUAUCUUACGUAGAGGCCCAUACAACUGGUACCCUUGCCGGUGAUCCCGUAGAAGUUAUGGCUAUUGACCAGGCUUUAUGCGCUAAAAGAAACACUGCUUUAUUAAUGGGCUCGGUAAAAUCGAAUCUUGGACAUUCCGAACCCGCUAGUGGCCUUUGUCAAAUCGCAAAGGUAUUAUCAGCGAUGGAAACUGGUAUAAUUACGCCUACUAUACACUUCAAGCGUCCGCGAAAAGAGUUAACUGCUAUUAUCGAAGGAAGAAUAAAGAUCGUCACUGAACCAACAGAAUGGGAGGGUGGUUAUGUAGGUAUCAAUACUUAUGGAUUUGGAGGAUCUAAUAGCCACAUAUUAUUAAAAUCAAAUCCUAAACAAAAAAUUAACAAUGGAGCUCCAAAUGAUGAUUUACCUAGGCUUGUAGCUGUGUCUGGACGUACGGAAGAAUCAGUUAAAAUCAUCUUAGAUGAUGUGCGAAAUCGACCAAUAGAUGCUGAGUUUAUAUCUCUGCUACAUCAUAUUCAUAAUGAUGAUAUAGAAGGUCAUCCUUACAGAGGAUACAUGAUAACUGGGUCUGAAAUAUCUCAUAAUACAAUUAAUAAAAUAGAACAUACUCCAUAUAUCAGAAGACCGAUUUGUUUUAUAUUUUCUGGAUUAGGAUCUCAAUGGUUUGGGAUGAGUAAGUAAUUAUAUUAUUAUGAAAUAUUUUAAAUGUA